Messenger RNA from Umbelopsis ramanniana AG, 699 nucleotides. RefSeq lists its product as uncharacterized. Gene Ontology annotation, molecular function: rRNA (pseudouridine) methyltransferase activity; rRNA binding. Gene Ontology annotation, cellular component: nucleolus; small-subunit processome. NCBI's taxonomy places the organism in Eukaryota, Fungi, Mucoromycota, Umbelopsidomycetes, Umbelopsidales, Umbelopsidaceae. Gene Ontology annotation, biological process: rRNA base methylation. The coding region runs from base 1 to 699 and encodes 232 amino acids. The record is from RefSeq and is a predicted model, not a curated record. The transcript has 4 exons.
AUGUUGCCUGUCCAAACAUUAAAUCGUAAUGGACAUCCUCUUUCUCGAAAAGAGAACAGCCGCCGCCUCAUAGUAGUGCUUGAACAGGCUACCCUCGAAGCUUUCAAAGUUGGAAAAGACAAAGACGCUCGCUUCCAGCUUUUGAAUGCUGAUGAUCACGUUAACAUUUUGAAGAAGAAUGGCCGUGAAACGUACGAGGCUCGACCUGAUAUUACUCACCAGUGCUUGUUGACCCUUCUCGACAGUCCGUUGAACAAGGCAGGCCUGUUGCAGGUUUAUAUCCAUACGCAGAAGAAGGUUCUUAUUGAAGUCAACCCGCAUAUCAGAAUACCCAGAACAUUCAAGCGUUUUUCUGGACUGAUGGUUCAAUUGCUGCACAAGUUGAGCAUUCGAAGUGUCAAUGGCACUGAAAAGCUUUUGCGUGUGAUCAAGAACCCAAUUACCGAUCAUUUGCCUACAAACGCUCAUAAGAUCUCACUUUCAUGGGAUGCACCCACAGUUCGACUUUCAGAAUACCUUCCAAAAAUCCCAGAAGAUCAAAGCAUUGUUGUGGCAGUAGGUGCUAUGGCUCACGGCACAGAUGAUUUUGCCGACAGCUAUGUAGACGAGAAGAUUGGUGUUUCUGAAUACUCAUUGUCGGCUUCGGUUGCAUGUGGUAAAAUAGCUUGCGCUGUUGAGGAUCUGUGGGGAAUCUUGUAA